CCUGCCCCUUUAAGGGCGGGGCGUCCUCCCGCCCCAAGCUGAUACUGAGCGUCCUGGGAUCGCCGCCCGGGGCGGGGAAGGAGCGUCCAUCACACUCCCCCUUCCCCCUUCCUUCCCCCGGCCCGGAGCCCCCCGACCCCAGCCAUGCGGAGCAGGGAGCAUGGAAGCGGCGGACUCUGAGGUUCUGUCGGUGCGGGAGCAGCUCUUUCACCAGCGGGUCCGGGAGUGCAUCAUCUCCACACUGCUCUUCGCGGCUCUCUACCUCCUCUGCCACUUCGCCGUGACCCACUUCAAGAAACCGACUGAGUUUGCCACCGUUGAUGAUGAUGCCACUGUCAAUAAGAUUGCCCUUGGACUCUGCACCUUCACCCUGGCCGUGGCCCUGGGCGCUGUGCUGCUCCUGCCCUUCUCCAUCCUCAGCAACGAGAUCCUCCUCUCCCUGCCCCGCAGCUACUAUGUCCAGUGGCUCAACGCCUCACUCAUCCACGGUCUCUGGAACCUCGUCUUCCUCUUCUCCAACCUGUCCCUCAUCUUCCUCAUGCCAUUUGCCUAUUUCUUCACUGAGUCUGAGGGUUUCGCCGGCUCCAGGAAGGGUGUGCUGGGCCGCGUAUACGAAACCGUGGUGAUGCUGGUACUCCUGACGCUACUGCUUCUGGGCAUCGUCUGGGUGGCCUCGGCCAUGGUGGGCGGCACCCCGGCCAGCCGGAAGUCCCUGUAUGACCUGUGGGAGUACUACCUCCCAUACCUGUAUUCCUGCAUCUCCUUCAUGGGGGGCCUGCUGCUCCUUGUGUGCACCCCGCUGGGCCUCGCCCGAAUGUUCUCUGUUACUGGGAAGCUGCUAGUCAAACCCAGGCUGCUGGAAGACCUGGAGGAGCAGCUGUACUGCUCCACCUUUGAGGAGGCGGCCUUGACCCGCCGGAUCCGCAGAGAGGAAUGUCCCAGGCCGCUGGGCCGGGGGGCGCCACCAGGUGCUACCCUCUCCCCUGCAGACCCCACCUUGUGCUGCCCGAUUCCCCGCUGGCUGCCCCUGGGCGUGGAUCUCCUGGCCCUGCAGGCCCAGAAGUUGACCCUGGAGAAACGCCAACAGGCGUCUGCCUGGCAGCGAAACCUGGGCUACCCCGUGGCCAUGCUGCUGCUGCUGCUGCUGACUGGCCUCUCGGUGCUCAUCGUUGCCAUCCACAUCCUGGAGCUGCUGAUUGACGAGGCCGCCAUGCCCAAAGGCAUGCAGGAUGCAUCUCUGGGCCAGGUCUCCUUCUCCAAAUUGGGCUCCUUCGGCGCCGCCAUCCAAGUUAUCCUGAUCUUCUACCUGAUGGUGUCCUCCGUGGUCGGCUUCUACAGCUCCCCACUGUUCCGCCGUCUCCAGCCCCGGCGAAACAAUACAGCCAUGACCCAGAUCAUCGGGAAUUGCGUCUGCCUCCUGGUGCUGAGCUCCGCCCUUCCUGUCUUCUCCCGGACCCUGGGGCUCACCCGCUUUGACCUCUUGGGCGACUUCGGGCGCUUCAACUGGUUGGGCAGCUUCUACAUCGUGUUCCUGUACAACGCGGCCUUCGCCGGUCUCACCACCCUCUGCCUGGUCCGGACGGUCACCUGGGCAGUGCGCGCCGAGCUGAUCCGGGCCCUCGGACUAGACAGGCUGCCCCUGCCCGUCUCCCGUUCCCCGCGGCAGGCCGGCAAGACCCGGCUCCAGUGAUCAGGAUCAAGGAUGAGGCACCCAGGCGAUGGAACCCCAACCCAGAUGGGUUGGGGGCACCAAACUGGAGCAGAAGGCUCCCCCCUCCCCACCAAUGACCUGUCUACACUGUGGCACACUCUGAGCCAGCCCUUCACCCUCAGACCCUUUCCUCCCUUCCAAGCACCCCCUGCCCCGAGUACCAGAGCAGCUGCACCCCCCCGGCCGGGUGGGGGAUGGGCCCGGCCAAUGGCCUUGGGCCCCGGUUUCCGUUUACAUGUCAAUCUGCCUCACUGCAAGCCGGCCCGGCCCCGGCCUUGUUUACAGGAUUCAAUGUGCAA
Molecule: messenger RNA, 2010 nt
Organism: Tachyglossus aculeatus (Australian echidna)
Lineage: Eukaryota; Metazoa; Chordata; Mammalia; Monotremata; Tachyglossidae
Gene: LMBR1L
Product: limb development membrane protein 1 like
Exons: 16
Coding region: 161-1690 (509 amino acids)
Biological process (GO): signal transduction; receptor-mediated endocytosis
Molecular function (GO): transmembrane signaling receptor activity
Source: RefSeq, a predicted model, not a curated record